UCCGAGUGUGCGUAAGCCGAAGGUUCCUUCCGCUUCGCGUCUCCUUUGACUGGAGACAGACGGAGCGCCGGCGCCCCGGUUCGGUGACCUCUAGGGAGAUCGGGAGGAUCCAAGGAUUCUGUAGCUACAAUGUUGUCAAGACUUUUCCGAAUGCAUGGCCUUUUUGUGGCCUCCCAUCCCUGGGAAGUCAUAGUGGGGACGGUGACACUGACCAUCUGUAUGAUGUCCAUGAACAUGUUUACUGGUAACGAUAAGAUCUGUGGUUGGAAUUAUGAGUGUCCCAAGUUUGAAGAGGAUGUUUUAAGCAGUGACAUCAUAAUUCUGACGAUAACACGAUGCAUAGCGAUCCUGUAUAUUUACUUCCAGUUCCAGAAUUUACGUCAACUUGGAUCAAAAUAUAUUUUGGGUAUUGCUGGCCUCUUCACGAUUUUCUCAAGUUUCGUAUUCAGUACGGUUGUCAUUCAUUUCUUGGAUAAAGAAUUGACAGGCUUGAAUGAAGCUUUGCCCUUUUUCCUACUUUUGAUUGACCUUUCCAGAGCAAGUGCACUAGCAAAGUUUGCCCUCAGUUCCAACUCACAGGAUGAAGUGCGGGAAAAUAUCGCUCGUGGAAUGGCAAUUUUAGGUCCCACGUUCACCCUUGAUGCCCUUGUAGAAUGUCUUGUGAUUGGAGUUGGAACCAUGUCAGGGGUGCGUCAACUUGAGAUUAUGUGCUGCUUUGGCUGCAUGUCAGUUCUUGCCAACUACUUUGUGUUCAUGACUUUCUUCCCAGCUUGCGUUUCCUUGGUUUUAGAGCUUUCUCGGGAAAGCCGUGAGGGUCGUCCGAUUUGGCAGCUGAGCCAUUUUGCUCGAGUUUUAGAAGAAGAAGAAAAUAAGCCAAAUCCUGUUACUCAGAGAGUUAAGAUGAUUAUGUCUCUAGGCUUGGUUCUUGUUCAUGCGCACAGUCGCUGGAUAGCUGAUCCUUCGCCUCAAAACAGUACGGCAGAAAAUUCUAAGGUUUCUUUAGGAUUGGAUGAAAGUGUGUCCAAGAGAAUUGAACCAAGUGUUUCCCUCUGGCAGUUUUAUCUCUCUAAAAUGAUCAGCAUGGAUAUUGAACAAGUUAUUACCCUUAGUUUAGCUCUCCUUCUGGCUGUCAAGUACAUCUUCUUUGAACAAGCUGAGACAGAAUCUACACUCUCAUUAAAAAACCCUAUCACAUCUCCUGUAGUGACCCCCAAAAAAGUCCCAGAUGAUUGUUGUAGACGUGAACCUAUACUGGUCAGAAAUAGCCAGAAAUUCCAUGCAGUGGAGGAAGAGACCAGGAUAAACAGAGAAAGAAAAGUUGAGGUCAUAAAACCCUUAGUGGCAGAAACUGACACCUCCAGCAGAGCUACAUUUGUGGUUGGUAACUCUUCCUUACUUGAUACUUCACUGGAACUAGAGGCACAGGAACCUGACAUUGAACUUCCCAUCGAGCCUCGGCCUAAUGAAGAAUGUCUACAGAUACUUGGGAAUGCAGAGAAAGGUGCAAAAUUCCUUAGUGAUGCUGAGAUCAUCCAAUUAGUUAAUGCUAAGCAUAUCCCAGCUUACAAGUUGGAAACUCUGAUGGAAACCCAUGAACGAGGUGUAUCUAUUCGCCGACAGUUACUGUCCAGAAAACUUCCAGAGCCUUCUUCUCUCCAGUAUCUACCUUACAGGAACUAUAAUUACUCCUUGGUGAUGGGAACUUGUUGUGAGAAUGUUAUUGGAUAUAUGCCCAUCCCUGUUGGGGUGGCAGGACCUCUGUGCUUGGAUGGAAAAGAAUACCAGGUGCCGAUGGCGACAACAGAAGGUUGUCUUGUGGCCAGCACUAACAGAGGCUGCAGAGCAAUAGGUCUUGGUGGAGGUGCCAGCAGCCGAAUCCUUGCAGAUGGGAUGACCCGUGGCCCAGUGGUGCGUCUCCCCCGUGCUUGUGACUCCGCAGAGGUGAAGGCCUGGCUGGAGACACCUGAAGGGUUCACAGUGAUAAAGGAGGCUUUUGACAGUACCAGCAGAUUUGCACGUUUACAGAAGCUUCAUAUGAGUAUGGCUGGUCGCAACCUUUAUAUCCGUUUCCAGUCCAGGUCAGGUGAUGCCAUGGGGAUGAACAUGAUUUCAAAGGGCACAGAGAAGGCACUUUCGAAACUUCAUGAGUAUUUCCCUGAAAUGCAGAUUCUAGCAGUCAGCGGUAACUAUUGUACUGACAAGAAACCUGCAGCUAUAAAUUGGAUAGAGGGAAGAGGGAAGUCUGUGGUUUGUGAAGCUGUCAUUCCAGCCAAGGUUGUCAGAGAAGUAUUAAAGACGACUACGGAAGCUAUGAUUGAGGUCAACAUUAAUAAGAAUCUGGUGGGCUCUGCCAUGGCCGGGAGCAUUGGAGGUUACAACGCCCAUGCGGCGAACAUCGUAACCGCCAUCUAUAUUGCCUGUGGACAGGAUGCAGCACAGAAUGUUGGUAGUUCAAACUGUAUUACUUUGAUGGAAGCAAGCGGCCCCACGAAUGAAGAUCUGUAUAUCAGCUGCACCAUGCCGUCUAUAGAAAUAGGAACUGUGGGCGGUGGGACCAACCUGCUCCCUCAGCAAGCUUGUUUGCAGAUGCUAGGUGUUCAAGGAGCAUGCAAAGACAACCCUGGGGAAAAUGCCCGGCAGCUUGCCAGGAUCGUGUGCGGUACAGUAAUGGCCGGGGAAUUAUCACUGAUGGCAGCGUUGGCAGCCGGACAUCUUGUCAAAAGUCACAUGAUUCACAACAGGUCAAAGAUAAAUUUACAAGACCUCCAAGGAACUGGCACUAAGAACGCUGCUUGAAUAGUCUGACAGAUCUGAACUGAAACACGGGCAUUGGGUUCUAAAGGACUAACAUAAAAUCUGUGAAUUAAAAAGCUCAGUGCGGUGUUAUGUUGACGAUGAAUAGACAAUAUCUGUGAGGUGACUGCUUGGUGUUUGGCUCUUUCAGGGAUCCUUCUUUCCAUGCAGAUUUCUCGGAUCUGAAAAUAGUAUAGUGCUUUAUGUGCUGUGCUCUCUGGAAGGAAAGAUCUCAACAUGGAUAUCAUGCUCUGAACAUCACAGAUUGUAACCUACAGCUCACUUCUGAAAGAGAAUACGAGAUGGAAACAAGUGUUUUCUUUUGAUGAAAUCCAUGGAGUUCGUGGUGAUCAGUGUGAGAUUGACCCUUCUCUCCAUCCUCCCCUCCCUCCUGGUUGAAAAUGGAGUUUUAAAUUAUACUGUAGCUGACAAACUGAUUUCAUAAUUAAUUUAUUGAGUCUGGGUUAUAGAACUUAAAUAAGAGCUAAGUUUAUUUUUUGUAAACUAAUAAUUCAUUUGGUGCUGGUCUCUUUUGAUUUCUUUUUGGAUAGCCAUUGUGAUUCUUCAGAAGGGGGCUUACUUUCUUCAAGGGAAGAAUUACUCUUAUUCCCAAACUACUGAAUAAUGUGCUAAGCAGUGCUAAUAGUUCUCUGUCAAGAAAACAAAUCACUGCAUUCAUCUCUGUAGGCUAUUUGUUCAGAGAGCCCUCUUGUCUAAAUAUAAAUGUCUGUCUAGAUUGCUAGAAAAUUUCUUGUAGUGUAAGACUUUAAGAAACAAGAGUUUUGCACUCUUUAAAUAUACGAGAGCUCUUAAUAUUGCUUAGACAAAUGGGACUCUCUUUAUCAAGAACGUACAAGUCUGACCUCUCAGAGCUCAGAGGUUGGAAAACACAGGCUUGAAAAAAAUGCCGUUUCUCUAAGCCAACUUUAAUUUCUUAAAAGACUUAAAUUUAUUUAGCUGAAAAAUCUAGGUGGUUUUUUUGUAAAGAACUGUAUCAAAUCUGUAUAUGUUGUAAUAAAACUUCUUAUGCUACGAGUUUAUUGAAAGUGUUCAAGAAAUAAAUAAAAAUCAACUUGUGUACUGAUAAGACACUAAGCUUGGGCCAGAAAACAGAGUUGUUUAAUGUUGUCCAGGAAACCCUGGCUUGCCUUUCAAGCCCAGUGAAAGGGAAAGUCAGCUUUCAGAGCCAGUGAAGGUGCCACAUGAAUGGCCCUGGAGGAGCGUACUUUGUUCCUGUGGCCAGGAGGUUGGUGACCAAAACAUUCACACAAGGCUCUUUGGAUAGACCCAUAAAGGCUCUUUGCUUCCUCAGGGGGUCAGCAGAGUUGUUGAAUCUUAACGUUUUUUUAAUGUACAAGUUUUGUAUAAAUAAUAAAGAACUCCUUAUUUUAUAUUACA
Molecule: messenger RNA, 4191 nt
Organism: Prionailurus viverrinus (fishing cat)
Lineage: Eukaryota; Metazoa; Chordata; Mammalia; Carnivora; Felidae
Gene: HMGCR
Product: 3-hydroxy-3-methylglutaryl-CoA reductase
Exons: 20
Coding region: 130-2796 (888 amino acids)
Biological process (GO): isoprenoid biosynthetic process; coenzyme A metabolic process; sterol biosynthetic process
Cellular component (GO): peroxisomal membrane; endoplasmic reticulum membrane
Molecular function (GO): NADP binding; hydroxymethylglutaryl-CoA reductase (NADPH) activity; protein binding
Source: RefSeq, a predicted model, not a curated record